Molecule: messenger RNA, 2035 nt
Organism: Notodromas monacha
Lineage: Eukaryota; Metazoa; Arthropoda; Ostracoda; Podocopida; Cyprididae
Source: the annotation of a GenBank genome assembly
GGUUAACCUUCGUGACAGGUCUAUUCGGCCAUCAGGAAUCAGGGGACAAUGGGUAUGUGCCGCAGUGUGUUGAUGCAUGAUUGCGGUGGGGUGCGUUGUGUGCCAACUUCGUGAUCUGUGACGCUGGUUCACUGUGCUAUUUUGAGUGUCAAAGGUGUCGCGGUGAUUCAGCUCGGGCUCUCAAGCGGGCAAAUGAGCACUGUGCUUAGACAGUCGGGAAGGCUCCCGCGGAUCUGGCUCAGACCUUUGGCCACUCUUGCGAGAGACAACGUGGACUUGGAAUUUCAGGAUCACCAGGCCGCGUUUAGAAGCAAGACCAAUGCUGAACUCCUGCGAGGUUGUCUCGUUUUUUCUGUCUGCGCCGUGCCUGCAAUCGUGGCAAAAAAUAAAAGUAUCAUGAAAUGGACAAACGCCGUCCUUGGAGACAAGCUGUUCAAAGCAGCAAUGAAGGCUUCAUUCUACGGCCAUUUCGUGGCAGGGGAAGACCAGGAAGAAGUCAAAGCAGUUAUUGCCAGGAUGAACUCAUUUGGUGUGAAGGCCAUCUUGGAUUACUCGGCCGAAGAGGAUCUUAGUGAGGAAGAAGCAAAAGCGAUGGAAUUGGCGUAUCAGCCUCAUCAGUCUUUUUUGGACCGGCGGAAAGGUGUAAUUGGUGCGCGAACCUUUUUCUAUCGAGGAGAAGCGCAAUGUGAGAAGAACAUGGAGAUUUUCCUGGAUUCCAUUGAUGCUGUUGCUUAUUCCACCCAGGGAACUGGUUUUGCUGCUAUCAAGCUUACUGCUUUGGGGAGGCCUCAGUUAUUGCUGAAGCUUUCAGAGACCAUUGCGAAAACACGGUGCUAUGUUAGGGAAGUUGUCGGUAUGACGCCAGAUUCUGGUACUCCAAUUAUGAAGCUGGAUGUUGACCCGCAAGAUUUCGAGAAAAAACUUGAAGAAAUGAGCCCUGUGAAGCCUGAUGUCGUGAGAGAGUUUGCACAGCACAUGACGUAUGACCAGAAAGGGUUAAUUCAUUUAUUCUCCUGGGGAGGUUUACUGAAUGAUGACGUCCUGCUUUUGGAUGCCUUCAAAGUUCCAAGUUUGGAAUCCGGGAAGAUGGUACCCUUGAUUGGUUCACUCACCAACGAUGAAGAACAAAUGUUUUCCAAUAUGAUGACGAGGCUAAGGACAGUUUUCGAGUAUGCAAAAGAGCGUGAUGUCAGAGUGAUGGUGGAUGCUGAACAGACUUACUUUCAGCCUGCGAUUUCCAGAUUGACCGUUGAAAUGAUGAGAAAAUAUAACACGGAAAAGGCGAUUGUAUUCAACACUUACCAGUGCUACCUAAAGGACUCUUACGACAAUCUCGUGUUCGAUCUGGAGCAAGCAAGGCGACAGAACUUUUAUUUCGGCGCGAAACUUGUGCGAGGUGCUUACAUGGAUCAAGAACGUGCUCGUGCUAAAGCAUUGGGUUAUGAAGACCCAAUCAACCCGUCCUAUGAAGCCACUAACCAAAUGUACCACAAAUGCUUGCUGGAGGUUGUCAAAAGGGCCAAGGAGUUUAAAAUGACUCUGAAGGGCAAGCCGAACAGAGUUGCUAUCAUGGUGGCUAGUCAUAAUGAAGAAAGCAUUCGGUUUGCUGUCCAACAGAUGAAGGAGUUCGACAUUCUGCCAUCAGACAAGAUAGUUUGUUUUGGACAACUCUAUGGAAUGUGUGAUCAGGUUUCAUUCCCACUUGGCCAGGGAGGCUACUCGGUGUACAAGUAUGUUCCCUAUGGUCCAAUCCUCGAGGUGUUGCCGUACUUAUCUCGCCGGGCAGAAGAAAACAAAGGUGUUCUCAGUAAAGCCCAGAAAGAGAGAAGGAUGCUGCUUAAAGAACUGUUUCGAAGGAUCUUGACUGGUCAGUGGUGGUACACACCAGAAGGCAACUACAAGCCAGCUUGAAUUCGCUAGGCAUUUUCUAUUUUCAAGCUUCUUCGAUUUGUUUGGUCAAGGGUUAGUGAGUUUUUGAUGUGAUCCAAGACUUUUGCUAGACCACGAAGUGCAACGCCUUUGUGCUUUUUGCGUA